AAAAAAAAGAAACGAAAAGAUUUUAAUGAAAAUUAUGUUUUUGAGCGAAUUAAAUUAGUCUUAAUGUCGCUGUCGGUCGGAGAAUAAUAACGUUAUACGUGGAAAAAAAAGUGAAAUUAAUUUUUUUUGUCUUUUUGAACAAAAUUUCCAUUUUUUUUUUUGUGUUGAAUUUCGGCAUUUUGUUUACUGUAUUGGACUGAGAUUUUUAAAAUUUGUUGCAGGGAAAAAAAAAAAUUUUCACGUUUUUCUUUUUUCCCAUUUAAAAUCAUAUUUUUUCCCCACCUCACGUUACUAUAAAAUAUUGGUUAGUUCUUGUUUGUUAAAAUAAAAAAAAAAUUUUGCGACAACAGAAAAAAAAAUAUAAAACAUGCAUCAAAAAAUUUUAAUAUUUUAUUAUGAAAAAUGCUAAAAAUGAAAACAAAUUUAAGAGAAAACGUGUAGCAGGCAGCCAAAUUUUUAAGUAUAAUUGAUUUUUUUUUCAUUGGACAACGCUAUAUCGGUCACAGUUAAAGCAAAAACAAAAUAAACAAUAAUCAAAAGUUAUAUAAAAAAAAAAUUAUAGCGAUAAUAAAAAGAAAAUUUAUUAGUGAUAAAAAAGAAAAUAAGCGAAAAAAAUCGAGUUCAAUGCCGAAAAAUCUACCUAAAAUGACUGAAUUAAAGUGGAAUUUUGAAAAAGGGCAACAAAAAUUAUUAACUUAUCCAGCGCCUCCGGAUUCAUUAAGAAGAAAAUUAGAAGAUAUUUUUCGUUUAAUGUUAAUUGUAUGGGCACGAGAAGGUCAAGCACUUAAAAGUGUAACUGGCAAAGAAAAUGAAAUUGAUAAAACAGUUAUAGUAAAAUCAGAUUCAGGAGAAUUUGGAUUUAGAAUACAUGGUUCAAAACCGGUUGUUGUUGCAGCUAUUGAACCAGAUACACCAGCUGAAAGUUCUGGUUUAGAAGUUGGUGAUAUCAUAAUAUCAGUAAAUGGUAUACCAGUUUUAGAUAAACAUCAUACUGAAGUUGUUAAAAUAGCUCAUGCUGGUUGUGAAACAUUAGAAUUAGAAGUUGCAAGAACAAUUGGUGUAUUAAUGAAUGAACAACAAGAAUCAGCUAGUCCGGCUGUAUAUACAGGUUAUUUAUGGAGACAAAGUGGACAGGCGAAAGGUUCACCAAAUGCAAAGAAAUGGGUUCGAAGAUGGUUUAGUUUAAGACCAGAUCAUUGUCUUUAUUAUUAUAAAACUGAUGCUGAUUCACAACCUGUAGGGGCGGUUAUGUUAACAAACCAUACUGUUGAACAUGUUGAUAAUGCUGGUAAACAAUUUUCAUUUAAAAUUGAUUCUGGGGAAGGUAUACCGAUGUAUUUAGCUGCUGAUAAUGAAGAAGCCGCAAAUAGAUGGGUAGCUAUAAUGAGUCAUGCAGCAACACAAGCUGAUCCAUGGUUAGAAUUAAGUACUAGAAAUAUGAGAUUACCACCAACCGGAAUACCGAGACCAGAUUGUUUUGGUUAUUUAAUGAAAUUGGGUAGUAAAUGGUGUGGAUGGUCAAAACGUUAUUGUGUUCUAAAAGAUGCUUGCAUAUAUUUCUAUCAGGAUGUUAAUAGUAAAAAUGCUUUUGGAAUGGCAUGCCUUCAAGGAUAUAAAGUAGUUGCAAUGUCAUUGAAUGCUGCUGGUAGAAAAAAUGCAUUUGAAGUUGUCCCACCGGAAUCCAAACUAAGGCAUUAUUAUUUUAGUACAGAAACAGAAAUGGAUAAGAAAAGAUGGAUAUCAGCUUUAGAAUAUUCAAUUGACCGUUGGAUUAAAGCUGGCUAACUAAAACCAAAAACUACACCGAAACCAAUUAGAAAAAUUAAUUUAAGAAAAAUUCGGGAUUUUAAAGCGAAAUCAACAUGAAUUUUGUGGGAAGAUAAAAUUUUAACAAAACAAAAAAAAAAACCAAAAAAAAAGGAAAAUCCCUACAUUUGAAGAUAAAGUAAUUUGAAGUGUAAAAUACAACAACAAAUUAUCCUAUUACAUAAUAUUAAAUAGAUUUAAAAGAAUAAAUUACAUAACAUGAUUUUUAGGGAAUAAAAUUGACCAAAAACCAAAUUUUCAAUGUUAAUAUAAAAACCAUACUCACACAUACUGGGAAAGUCAGUCAAAUAUUUAGUUAUUUCGACCGAAAUUCCAGUCAUGUUCGAAAUUUGAACAAAAAUUUCUAUUCGGUAAAAACAAAACUGAACGUUAUGAAAAAGUUCUAAAUCAAAAUUUUUCUUCAUUUCAAAAAAAUUUAUGAAAUACGAAAAUAUUUGUUUUUUCAAAAUAUCGUCAAAUUUUUUGAAAAAUGUUUCCAAUAUUAAAAUAAACUGUUAUUUUAAAUUUUAUAAUGAACAUUUGAAGUAUAAUCAUUUGUUUUCAUUUAAUUGAAAAUGCUAGCAAAAUUAAAAUUUUAUUUUGCUAUAACAGUUAAUUAAUUUAGUUCAGUUUUACAUAAAGUUACAAUAAUUUCGAUUAGUAAAUAAAGUAAAAUUAAAAAUUCCGUAACACUCAAUUAAACAAUAUUAUUAUUUUUGCUUUCAAACUAUAAAAUCUUUAUAAUUAAUUGUUUCCAAAAAAAUUUAUUUCAAAAUUUUCAAUAUAUUUUAUAAUAAUCCCGAUAAUUUUAUUCAGCGAAACUACCAAAAUGUACAAAAAAUACUUUAAUGAUUUAGUUCAGUUACAAGCCAUCUACAGAAAAUAUUUGAAACUAAUAAAUAGCAAAUUGUUGUAAAAUUUUGAAAUGAAACAAAAAUCCGGGACACAAACCUUUUACCCAUCAUGAAUAACUAAAGAAAAAUAUUUUUUGGUGAAUAUUAUGAAAAAAUUCUUUCUAACUUAUUAACUUAAACGACGAUAGUGAAAAAUAAAAUUAUUUUUUUUUUUUUUUUUAAUUUAAUAAAAAAAUUAUCACGAUUUAUAAUAUUAUACAAUUGCCACUUUACGAAUACGAAAAAAAUUAAUUUAAAGAAUAUUUAAUGAAUAUUAUUUCGCACAUUGUGAAAAAAAAUCUUUCUUUGAACUUAUGCUUCCAAUUUUAACUUUUUUUUUUGUUACAAAAUUAACUGCUUUAAAAUUCA
Messenger RNA from Condylostylus longicornis, 3068 nucleotides. RefSeq lists its product as uncharacterized. The coding region runs from base 625 to 1785 and encodes 386 amino acids. The transcript is spliced from 7 exons. Gene Ontology annotation, molecular function: protein binding. NCBI's taxonomy places the organism in Eukaryota, Metazoa, Arthropoda, Insecta, Diptera, Dolichopodidae. The record is from RefSeq and is a predicted model, not a curated record.